This is a messenger RNA of Mycena citricolor, 2743 nucleotides long. The record is from the annotation of a GenBank genome assembly. NCBI's taxonomy places the organism in Eukaryota, Fungi, Basidiomycota, Agaricomycetes, Agaricales, Mycenaceae.
CAGCUUGGAAGAACAUCAUGUCCGACAACAAGAAGCAAGAGAGAGAUUUCACACCUGAAGUUGACGCUCUCCUCCCUGAAGCUGCUGCUUUGGCCAAGUCGGGCAAAUUGCAGCCUGCGUUGGACAAGCUGUUGAUUUUGGAGAAGCAAACAAGAAAUGCUGCUGAUCUCUCCUCGACUACUCGAUUAGUGAAAGCCAUCGUCCAGCACUGUUAUGACACCCGAGAUUAUGACCUUCUCAACUCCAACGUGUCAGCACUCAGCAAAAAGCACGGCCAGUUGAAGGCGGCUAUUCAGGCUCUCGUCGAGCUCGUCAUGACCUGGCUGGACGACGUGAAAAAGGUGGCUGGCGUGGAGAAGUGGCUGGAGCUAGUUCAGACUCUGCGCACAGUGACCGAAGGAAAGAUCUAUCUCGAAACGCCGCGUGCUCGCGUCACCCUGAUGCUCUCCAAAUAUCAUGAAGGUCUUGCAGGUCCCUCUACAUCGCCCACCUACAAAGAGAAUGUCCAAACCGCCUGUGAGCUCUUGUCCGACCUGCAAGUGGAGACAUACUCCUCCAUGGACCGCCGCGAAAAGACCGAGUUCAUUCUCGAGCAGAUGAGGUUGUUGAUCGUCGUCGCGCGCUUGAAGGAUGCUGAACUGGACAAGAACGGGAAGGAGGUGAUCGAUGGUGGUGAGACUGAGUGGAUCAAGGUCCGAGUAGGUGGUAGGAAGGUUAACGAGGACUUCCUGACGGAAAAGAACAACGAGGAUCUCAAACUUAAAUACUACGAUCUGAUGAUUCAACACGCCCUUCACGGAUCGACGUAUCUUGAUGCUGCCAAGUACUACCACAAAGUGUGGGAGACCCCGUCCAUCAAGGAAGACUCUAAUGGUGUGGGUAAAACAGCUCUGGAACACAUCGUUUACUACAUCGUUCUCGCAACCCACGAUAACGAGCAGUCCGAUAUGUUACAUCAUCUGUAUGUCGACCCUGCACUUCUCAAGCUGGAGCUGCACUACAAUUUAGUGAAAUCCUUCAUCACGAACGAAUUGAUGCGAUGGCCCAACAUCGAGCUCAUCUACGGAGAGUUUUUGCGUAAGACCCCCGUCUUUUCAAUCCAGAAGCGUUGGGAAGACUUGCACACGCGUGUGAUCGAACAUAACAUCCGGGUGGUUGCUCAAUACUACACUAGGAUAACAUUACCCAGGUUGACUGCACUGCUGGACCUGGAUCAGAAGCAAACUGAGGAGACAAUCGCUCGGCUUGUUGUCGCUGGAACCAUCUGGGCCCGGAUCGACCGUCCAGCGGGAUUGGUCAACUUCCGCAAACAGCGCAAUGCUGAGGAUGUGAUGAACGACUGGAGUUCCGAUAUGCAGAAGUUGCUAGGUCUGGUUGAGAAGACCUGGAUGGGCAUGAACGCAGCUCAAGCUGCACAAUCUCGUGUCAAAGCUUAGAUCGAUGGAAUGUAUUCAUGGCACUCGCUCCGCAGAAGAAAAGAGUGAGAAUUAUCAUUGUGACUUGGUAAAGUUGAAGAAAUCCGCAUCUCCGGCUUGAGUAAUGUGCUCAGUGCCAGCCUUGUCUUCCGAGACAGGAGGCGUGGCUUCUCGAGAAGAAUCUGUGUGUUUGACCAGGUCGUCGAAAGCCUCCAGUGCACCGUCAAUCUCGUUUGCACUCUCCGCACCAAGAUAGCCCUGCACGAGAGACUGGAGUUGGGCAUGGGUCAUGAUGGCCGGCUGUGCUCCUGCGCGAGUCUUCUCUUCUGCGAUUUCCGGCAGGGAGCUUUCGAUCUGUGCGUAAUCACCCUCUAUGUCAUCAAACUCGUCGUCGGCAUACGACAAGUCGUCUGACGGCGCAGGCGCAGGCUGGAGCGCCUCCGCAAUCUCGGCCUCCUCCGCUUCUGGCAAGUCGAGCACUUCGUCCAUGGCUUUGGUGAUAGCAGGGGCAUAAUUGACGGGGACUCCCGCCUGCCACAGCUUGACGUAUUCCACGCCACGAGACCACCGCGACUUGCCGGCGUGCGCCUCCGGAAUCAUCCUCCACCGUUUCCUAGCAGCAAGCGAGCCUGCGUCCAUGUCCUGCAAUUUUUCCCAAGAUGCUAGUGCCCGUUUUUCCUUCUCGAACGCGUGCUCGAUUUCGGUUGGCGCAAAAUCAGCACCCAACUGAUCGGCUUCCCAUGCUGCGUAGGUGGUUGCGACAUGGUGCUCGGACCUGAGAGCGCGGAAUUGGUGUACAGCACGGGCAUAUGCCUCUGAAAGUGGAACGUCGAGAUUUUGGUGCAGAUUGACUGCAAAUUGAACGGCACUAUAACGUAUCAGCAAAGAGGUCAAAGACGGGACAUGUACCGCACUCUUCAGCUGAGGGGUUUCGUCCUCGUUGCCUUAGACGUGUCCAAUUCGCUCCGUUAACUGGAUGCACCUCCACCUCCGACUUUUCGACCAGUGUCGUCGGCCGGAACGCUUCGAAUGGGUGGUCGGUGAAGAACUGCCGCCUCAAGUCAUCCUCGAGAUAGUAGAUAGGGAGUGGCCGGUUCUUUAGUCUUCGGAGUUUGGAGAGAGGCUUGAAUUUCUGAUCGUAUGUCGUUCGCUGGGGCGGAGCUUUGGCUGGCAGAGGAAGGGGAGGGAAGGCGAGCACUGGCCGGUACCAGACGGGAGGCGUUUGCAUCCGCCCACCGAGCAUAAGCCGGGAAAUUUGAUGGUGCACCUGUGUCGCUACACGCCGACCCAUGUUGAGACCGUCGUAAGCUCGAGAAGCAAGUGACAGU